GGCAGCCAGAGGUUCGAUGACCAUGCUUGUCGCUAUCAGUGCCAUGGUGACGCCGAACGCAAACCACAAGCGUCUUCUGACUGUUAAACUUGACUUUCUAUCAGGACGACUGAUCAGUGAGACCAAGCAUGUUCACAUAUGCUGACCAAAUGACAUCGCAUAUAUCGCCCAGCGUUUGACUUUCGACGAUGAGACAUUGUAAAAAGGUUCAAAGGUGACCAUUUACAUCCUGGGUGACUUCCAAAACACUUGCUCUACUGACAGGAAUUCGCUGCCAAAGUUACUCACUGAACAGAUCUUGAGAUGGAAGGUAUAAAGCCUUUUGAGAAGAUUCUCAUCGUCGGCGCUGGCCCUGCUGGCUUGCUUCUCGCACUCCUGCUCGCUCGAAAGGGUAUCCCCUCUACCGUACUCGAAUCAUGGGAUCGGCUGGAUGAACGACUUCGGGCUACCCAGUACGGCGUGCCCGCGACAAGAGUAUUCCAGCGAGCUGGCAUCCUGGAAGACAUGCGAGCCGAGAGUAUUGCCAGCUUCCCCAGUAUAUGUUGGAGACGUGUCAGCGAUCACAAACGGCUCGUGGGUAUUGAUUUGUCGGUACUUGAAGACCAUCCAGAUCGCAUGACCAUCCUCCCAUUAAACCAGACCAUCCAAAUCAUGUAUCGACACUGCAUCGAACAGACCAACGGGCUAGUGGAGAUCAAGUUCAAUCAUAAAGUGCUAACCGCAGACCAAGAUGACACACAAGUAUGGGUUGACGUGGAGGUUGAGGAAGAUGGGUCAAAGACUACGAAGAGAUUCUACAGCGACUAUGUCAUAGGCUGCGAUGGCGCAACUAGUACAGUCCGCAAGGCCCUUUUCGGCAGGAAUUGGCCCGGACAAACGUUUGACAGCCAUCUAAUCGUUCAAAAUGUGUGGUACGAUGGGUUUGAGAAGUAUGGUUGGGACGGAGGCAAUUAUAUGAUCGAUCCUAAUGUCUGGGGCUUGAUUGCGAAACGGGGUCAAGGAGGACUCUGGCGUGUCACGUAUGGAGACGUUGGAGGCUUCGACGAGGAUGAGUAUGUUCAUCGACGAAAUGCCGCCUUCAAAAAGCUCUUGCCUGGUCAUCCGGACCCAGGAGAUUACACAAUCACGCAAACAAACCACUUCCGCAUCCAUAACCGUUGUGUUGAUGCCAUGAAAGUUGGCAGGAUCCUCCUCGCAGCUGACGCCGCACAUGUCUGCAACCCCUUUGGGGGAUAUGGUUGUAUGACUGCAGUAUUGGACGUCGAUGGUCUUGCUGAUUGUCUAGUUGGACUGCAUCAGGGUAAAGCAGAUGCGGACAUCCUGGAUAAGUAUGCCCAAAUCCGACGGGAACUAUUCUUGCAAUACGUGGAUGCACGGUCGAUGAAGAACAUGAACCGUAUCAUGAAUACCAACCCUGACACUGUUCUCGAGACGGACAAGUUCCUACAGCUUCUUGCCGACCUUGAAGGCGACCGUGAUCGAACCAAGGCUUUCUUACUGAAAAUAUCAAGUAUUGAACAUGACUUCAAGCAAUAUUAUCGAUCAUAAUCAUAAUCUGGUUGAGUUAGAAGGUUGUGAGAUAUCAUCUUUCGACUUUCAACAGAGAAUUAGUACUCAUAUGAUUCACGAACAAUUGAUCAGCCAUAGUGUUCCUCGUCAAGAUUAAUGAUAAAUCUAAUCUAUACAUAUAUA
This is a messenger RNA of Exophiala mesophila, 1692 nucleotides long. RefSeq lists its product as uncharacterized. Bases 304 to 1548 code for a protein of 414 amino acids. The transcript has 4 exons. The record is from RefSeq and is a predicted model, not a curated record. NCBI's taxonomy places the organism in Eukaryota, Fungi, Ascomycota, Eurotiomycetes, Chaetothyriales, Herpotrichiellaceae. Gene Ontology annotation, molecular function: FAD binding.